Chanos chanos (milkfish) is the source of this 6297-nucleotide messenger RNA. Its product is annotated as phthiocerol/phenolphthiocerol synthesis polyketide synthase type I PpsD-like. Gene Ontology annotation, molecular function: 3-oxoacyl-[acyl-carrier-protein] synthase activity. Bases 1 to 6297 code for a protein of 2098 amino acids. The record is from RefSeq and is a predicted model, not a curated record. The transcript has 6 exons. Gene Ontology annotation, biological process: fatty acid biosynthetic process. NCBI's taxonomy places the organism in Eukaryota, Metazoa, Chordata, Actinopteri, Gonorynchiformes, Chanidae.
AUGAUGGAUUUUGAUGACGAUAUUGCUGUGGUUGGCAUUGGCUGCAACUUUCCUGGAGGUGAAGGUCUCGAAAAUUAUUGGAAAGUUCUAGUUGAGGGAAGGAACUGUACUGUGGAGAUUCCAGAUGAAAGAUUUGACUCAACAUUCUGGUAUGAUUCUGAUGAAAGCAAACCAGGGAAAACACAAGUUACUAAAGCUACUCUGAUAGAGGGAUUCAAUGAGUUUGACCACAAGUUCUUUGGCAUUACUGAGACUGAGGCAAACUACAUGGACCCUCAGCAGAAGCUCUUGCUACACUGUACCUACAGGGCACUAGAGGAUGCAGGAAUGCCCAUGGAGAAAGCAAGUGGAACUAGAACCGGGGUGUACAUAGGCCUCAUGAAUAGAGAUUAUGAGACGCUUUUAAACAACAGUCCCAGCACUAUAACCCACUACAAUGGCACAGGGACAGCCAUGAGUUUAGCAGCCAACAGGAUAUCCUACACCUUCAACCUCACUGGGCCCUCAUUUGCAAUUGACAGUGCCUGUUCCUCCUCUUUAGUGGCUCUCCACUUGGCCUGUCAGGCAAUUAGACAAGGAGACUGUGAAAUGGCUAUUUGUGGAGGUGUCAGCUGUAUUCUUGAGCCUCGAGUCUUUGUUGCUCUCAGCAAGGCAAAAAUGAUUUCACAUGAAGGUACCAGCAAACCAUUCUCCAACAGAGCAGAUGGCUAUGGCAGAGGAGAAGGCUGUGGAAUUGUUAUACUGAAACCUCUCCAAAAAGCUUUACAGGAUUUUGACCAUGUUUGGGGAACCAUCAGCAAAACAGCUGUAAACCAAGAUGGUCGCACUGUCACACCAAUCACAAAGCCAUCCAGAACCCAGCAGGAGGAGCUACUCACCAGAGUUUACCUUACAGAAACUGAACGCACAAAUGUCCAGUAUAUUGAGGCCCAUGGAACUGGAACGGCUGUCGGAGAUCCAGUUGAAGCAAGCAGUAUCUCUCGAGUCAUUGCCAAAUCCAGACCUCCAGGAUCAGGGCCUCUCUACAUUGGUUCUGUCAAGGCUAACAUUGGACACACAGAAUCUGCAGCAGGAAUUGCAGGACUGAUUAAGGUACUGUUGAUGAUGAAACAUGAAACCUUUGUCCCCACAGUCUUCUACUCAGAGGAGAGCUCUAGUAUAGAUACUGAAGCUCUAAAUCUGAAAAUUCCAACAGAAGUAGAAAAAUGGCAACGUACAGCUUCAAGUAGAAGAGUGGCAGGAUUAAAUAAUUUUGGGUUUGGUGGAACCAAUGCACAUGCAAUUAUCAAGGAGUAUAUUCAAACUCCUGUUUCUAAAUUAGCCACUCUGGAUUCAAAAAGAUUGUUUGUAUUGUCUGCAGCCACAAAUAAAUCCCUUGGAAUGUGCAUUGCUGACACAUAUCAAAAGAUUAGCACGGAGAAUCCUGUUGACCUAAAGUCUCUGCUGUACACAUCAGCGUGUAGAAGGACCCACAUAAGACACAAAUACAGGAAAGUCUUUCUUACAUCAUCUGUCUCUGAUCUAGGGACACAACUUAAAUCUUGUUUGAACAAAAUCUUCAUGCCAUGUAAGUCUGACCUGAGGUUAGUUUUUGUGUUCUGUGGUAAUGGAGUUACCUACAGAGGUAUGUGCAAGAAACUCUUGAAAGAAGAGCCUGUUUUCAGAGAAAAAAUCAGAGAAGUGGAAAGCCUCUUCCAGAAUUACACUGCCAUAAGCAUUGUGCAGAGAAUAGCCAACACUUAUGAUAGCAAUGAUAACUCAAAACCAGAGGUUGUCCAACCCCUCAUCUUUGCUAUUCAGGUUGCUAUUGCCAGCCUUUUGAAUCACUGGGGAAUUAGACCUGAUGCCAUCCUUGGACAUUCUGUAGGUGAAGUUGCUGCUGCCCAUUGCUCUGGUUUGUUGUCACUUGAGGAUGCAGUGAAAGUGAUUUAUUACCGAAGUAUCCUACAGAGCCAGGUCACUGGAGGAAAGAUGCUGGUUGUCGGUAAUGCCGUUGUAACAGAUAUUUUGAAAAUCCUCCCUGCAUAUGCAGGAAAAGUUUGUCUAGCAGCUUUAAACAGCCCUCUGUCUUGUGUACUGUCAGGCGAUGGUGAUGCAAUUGACAGUGUGCGUGAACAGUUAAACACUUCCUUCAAAAGUAAGAAUCUUUUCCUGCAUGUCCUGGAUGUCCCUGCUGCCUAUCAUAGUCACAUGAUGGAUCCUAUACUGGGCCCAGUCAAGGACUACAUAGGGUGUUUAAGUGAGCAUGACAUGAUCUGUGAACUUUUUUCAACUGUGACAGGAAAAAUAUACUGUCCUGGGGAUUUUACAACUGGUGAUUACUGGGCAAGAAAUAUUCGCAAACUGGUUGCAUUUGAACAAGCAGUGAAAGCAGCAGCCAACAAUAUGAAAAAUGUGCUCUUUAUUGAGAUAGGUCCAAGAGGUGCUCUUAAGAGGAACAUCAUAGAGACACUUGGAAAUGACACAACAGUGUUGUCAUCUGUGCAGCCAGAUAAAGAUCAUGCCACAAUGCUUUCAGUUGCAGCUAAACUAUUUGAACUAGGAGUUAAUGUAGACUGGGAUAAGUUCUACAGAGGUUUUGAAGCACCUCUUGCUCCCUUCCCAAGGUAUCAGUUUGAAUGUCUCAACAGGAAGGUAUAUUUUGAAGAAGUCAGACGGGGUAAUGAGUUGCUAGGUCAGUCUUCUCACCCACUGAUAAGUUCAAAUCAACAUGACAACAAAGUAUAUAAAUGCAAUCUUUCAUCAUGUUGCAUAUCAUACAUUUGGGAACACAAAAUCAGUGGUUUAGUUAUUGCUCCAGGUGCUUUGUAUGUUGAACUGGGUUUGGCCUCUGUCAUGGCAAGUGUUAUUCCAAAAAGGCCUCUUUCUGCACUCCAACUAAGCAUUAACUUUCAGAGCUUUUUCAUCAUUGCUGAGAAUUCUCCUCCACUUAGAGUGGUACUUGAGCCAUAUGAGGGCAAAACCACUUUUCAAAUACUUUCAUCCACAACAGUGCAUGCAUCUGGCACCAUUGACUAUAAUCGUGGACAGGUUAAGGUUGAAGAACCAUCCAUUGUCUUGGAUGCUGUAUUGAAACGAUGUCAGUUGGUUCUGAAAAGGGAACAAGUUUAUACCUUCCUUUCCCAGGGAGGAUUUGAGUAUGGGCCAAUCUUCAGACAGCUAAAUGAUGUCAACUAUGGUCAUGAAUUUAAAGAGGCAGUGACCACGGUCAGGAUCCCAGAUGGGUUGCUAAAACAACUUCAUGAGUACUGUCUACAUCCAGUGGUUCUGGACUAUUUUCUGCAGAUGACGUGUAUUGCGGCCUUUAGUACCAGCACAAUUAGACCUGGAUUCCCUUCUUCAAUCAGUAGUGUAGUGGUAUCUGCUCCAUUACGUGAGGAAAUGGUCAUGUACCUGAGGAUAACCAAGGAGACACCAGACUAUUUUGAGGUGUGUGGUUGUUUUGCAGAUUUAGAGGGAUGUGUGUUAAUUGAGCUGAAGCAUGUGAGGAUUACUUUCGUGGGAGGACACUGGAAUAUUGCUGAUUCUUGCUUCUUUUAUAAUGAGCUGCUCCCCAUCAUCAGUACUUUCAGGGUCUCCUCCAAACCCAGGGCUUUGGUCUUUGAAGACACACUGGGUGUGGCCAAAGCGUUGAAACCAUACUUGCACCCAGAAUCAAUUUUUGUCUCUUUAACUGACUUAACGAACUGGUCAACCAUGGUUCCAGAUCUGCUGCUGCAGUGCCAUGAGAGUGCUUCUGAUGCCAUUUCUGAUCUGACAGAGAUUCUGUUCAUUUGUGGCAUUCAGAAUAUUGGCAAGCUUAAAACUGAGACUGUUCUUGAACGUUUGGUUGAAAGUUGUGAGCUGUACCGCCAAGUUGUUAUGUCCUUGAGGAAGGACAUGGGCUCAUGCACAUUUCGUGUUAUAACCUACAGAUCAUCUGAGAUGACUGUUGAUUACAUUAGUCCUGGUUUAGUGUUAUCUGGCAUGACAAGGGCCUGUGCAGCAGAGAUAUCAAGUAUUUCCUUUCAGCUGAUAGACCUUGCAUCUGUAUCAAAUGAGGACAUUGAGAUACUGGUUCAUGUGAUUUGCUCAUAUCAGAGCAAUGCAUAUCCAGAGGUCAUUAUUAGCAAAGGACGGGCUCAUUCAGUGGUGAUAACACGCACUCCUAUUAAAAACACUGACCAACUAGAGCGAUGUAAGAAUUCUUUAAAACCUCAGUGCUUCACCCUUCAGACAGCUGACCCCUAUACAAUGUCACGCUUGUCAGCUGUUCCCUCUGAAGUUUCCACCAACUCACUUGAUGGGAAAACUGUUGAAAUUCAACUCCAUAAAAUUGGAGUUCAUUCUUCAGACUACUAUCCUGUCAGUAUCACAGAUAUUAAGUUUGGCAGGACAGUGUAUUGGAACAAACACACAAAUUUUAACCAUAAGCUUCUGAUGUUUGACUUCAGUGGUACUGUCACAGCUGUAGGGAAGGAUGUGAGAAAACUAACAGUUGGUGAUCAUAUCAUCUCUUGUUACCCCAUAGCUGCCUCCACCAAGGUUGUCAUUCCAGAGGAUGUUUGCUACAAAUCAGAGACUGCUCCGUUUUUGAAGGAAGUUCCCUGUUUAUCUUUUGUUAUGCUAGCUUGGGAGAUUUUAUGUCGUGUGCUACCCCGAAUGAAAAUACUGAGGGAGUUGCAUAUUUUCUCCUCCAUUCCUCACUCCGUUCUGCUUAGGGUAUUGACACUCAUGGCAAAAAAAUCAGGAUGGUGUGUUCAUGUGGAGACAGACUCCAAUGUAUUAUUCCAAAAUACACACCAGUGCUCUGUCUUUGUUUUGUUACCUCCUUACAACCAAUCCAUGGUGAGCAGACUUGGCUCCAGUGCCACUGCUAAGCACAUUAUUGUUGUCUGUGACAACAAGGAGUCAUUUCCCUUCGCUUCAAAUAUGCUUCAGCAUGAGAAUGAGAAUGUGUGCUUCCAUACUAUUCACAUAUCUAAAGUUCUCCAGAGAGCUUACCUCAAGUCACAGAGAGCUGAGGUACACAAAUGGCUGAGUGCGAUGUAUCUCAAUGUGAGAUCCAUAACCAUACCAAGCAGAAUCAUUCAAAUCAGAACACCAGGUGAAACCAUGGUUGCUGACUCUGUAGAGCAUUCUGAGUCUUACUUCACUGCCAAAACUAUAUCUUUAAUUGGGCUCAGUGAUGAUGGUUUAAAAGUCAACAUUUCUGAUGUCAGUUUGCUGUCAAAACCAAAGCCACUCUUUAUAAAGAAUGGUGUGUACAUAGUGUCAGGAGGCCUGUCUGGUUUGGGACUUGAAACAGUGAGGUACAUAGCUCACAAGGGUGGAGGGGGCAUUGUAACACUCUCAAGGAGUGGUCCAUCAGAGGAGAUGCAACUGGAGAUGAACAUCCUUCAAAAGAGAUAUGAGGUGACAAUUUUUAGUCUCCAGUGUGAUGUUUCUGCGUCUGAGCAAGUGGUAGAAGCUAUUUCUACCAUUGGAAAACACUUUCCAUCUUAUUCCAUUAAAGGAGUUUUCCACAGUGCUGCUGUGCUACAUGAUGGAUUGAUUGAGACACUUGACAGAUCACUCUUUGAAAAAGUGCUAAGACCAAAAGUAAGUGGUGCUCUAAAUCUCCACUAUGCCACACUGAACAGUAAAAUGGAUUACUUUGUGUGCUACUCAUCCAUCUCUUCUUUUAUUGGUAAUACCUCACAGGCUAAUUACGCAGCAGCCAACUCGUUUCUAGACACCUUUUGUCACUAUAGGCGUAAUCUUGGACUUACUGGACAAGCAAUCAACUGGGGACCUCUAAAUCUUGGCCUUCUGUGGAAUAAGCAAAACUUCCAACGAUUUUUGGAGGCCAAAGGACUGAUGAUUAUGAAUGUGCCAGAAAUUCAUGAGGCUCUUGAUCAUUGUUUGUUGGCAAACAACCCACAACAGGUUGUGUGCAAGUUUAAUUUCAUAAACUUGAAAAAUCAUGUGCUCUCCCAGAAUACAUCUCUGAAGGUACGUCUUUCAGCUCUGGUAGAGAGAGAACUUGAAAACACAAAUGUGACCAUAUCUGCAACUAAUCUACAGUCCUCCGCACAUGAAUAUGUGCGCAGUUUGUUGGCUGAAUUUAGUGAUAUGGACAUUGAUGAGCUCAGUGAUGAUGUUGUCCUCAGUGCAGUGGGGAUAGAUUCAAUGUUAGCGAUGACAAUACAGAACCGAAUAUUUCAGGACAGGGGUGUGAAUAUUCCCCUGGUAAAAUUACUGGACCCAGAGUGCACCAUAUCUACUUUGGUAGUGAUUCUUAAACAUACUGAGGAAUGUCAUAGAAAUAUCCUGUAA